Malania oleifera is the source of this 822-nucleotide messenger RNA. RefSeq lists its product as uncharacterized. Bases 1 to 822 code for a protein of 273 amino acids. Gene Ontology annotation, molecular function: zinc ion binding; nucleic acid binding. The transcript has 2 exons. Lineage: Eukaryota; Viridiplantae; Streptophyta; Magnoliopsida; Santalales; Ximeniaceae. The record is from RefSeq and is a predicted model, not a curated record.
AUGAAUUCGACUUCGGAAAAACAAGCAUGGGACACAUUGCGAGAUGAAUUCCAAGGUACCGUCGAAGUUCAGGCCAUUGAACUUCAAACUCUACGAAGAGAUUUCAAGAAUCUCCGAAUGAAAGACGGAGAGUUCAUUAAAGAUUUCUCUUCCCGAGUUAUUAAAGUUGUCAACCAAAUCAAGGCCUACUGCGACAACAUCAUGGAUCAAAGAGCGGUCAAGAAAAUUUUAAUUUCUCUUACUGAAAAUUUUGAUUCUAUGGUGAGCAUCAUUGAAGAAUUAAAGGACCUCUCCAAGCUCUCAAUCACUGAACUUGGUAGGAAAAAUAAGAAGGGCAAAGGCAUCCCAAACAACUCCAAGGAAGGUGAAAAGAAAGGAAAAUACCCUCCUUGCGGUGUUUGCAAAAGAACCAAUCACCUCGAGAAAGAUUGUUGGCACAAAGGAAAACCGCAGUGCAAAAUUUGCAAGAGAUUUGGUCACACUGACCAAACUUGCAGAUUGAAGCAAAACCAGCGAGUUAGUGUGGCCGAGACCGAGGAGGAGGAGGAGGACCAAAUUUUCUAUGCAUGUCAAGCUGCCAUGACAAAGAAGGAUGAUGUGUGGUUGAUUGAUAGUUGUUGCACCAACCACAUGGCAAAAGAUCAGAGUUUUUUCACUCAUUUGGACGCUACUGUUAAAGUAUCAGUCCGAAUAGGUCAUGGAGCUUUGGUUGAAUCCAAAGGAAAAGACACCGUUGCUUUCCAAACAAACAAAGGCACCGGAUUCAUCAAGGAUGUUCUUUACGUCCCUGGUUUGGAUCAAAAUUUGCUAAGCAUUCCUUAA